Messenger RNA from Heterotrigona itama, 1728 nucleotides. The record is from the annotation of a GenBank genome assembly. NCBI's taxonomy places the organism in Eukaryota, Metazoa, Arthropoda, Insecta, Hymenoptera, Apidae.
CGCGCGACGAGGAUGCAGUCGGAACGCCAUCUGAAACGAUCGCUUCCGGUGCAGAGCAGCAGUAAAAUGGCAGUUGCGCGCAAAAGUCUGUUUAUUUACGUGCUGUCGAUGAUUAAUUGAAUUCAACGUCGUGUCCACGAGAACGGUGUCCGGAUGAUCGAGCUCGGCAACGACGGGAGGAACGUUGAAUAUAGACACGCGAGAACGUAACCGAAUCAAAAAGCUCGGCGGAAUCAAGAAGAAAAAGAAAAGGGAGGGAAAAAGAAACGUGAGUGAAUGUCGCGGCCGUGGAACUCAGCCUGUCGUCGUCGUCGUUCUAACCUAUUUCACGGUGCAUCGUGUCCCUCGCGUUCUGGAAUUUUCCGACGCGCUGUCAACGCGUUGUUUGCCAACAGUGAUUCGGCAUGAUGCCAUGUUGCCGCAAACGCUGAGCACGGAAUCGUGCGAAAUUGUUACCAUGGCUGACGAAGUGCUGCCGGCGAGCUUGGAGAGGCUCGAGAUUGAUCGACUGUCCUCGAUCGGCUGCCCUCACGUUACACCAGCCGACAGCAACGUGAAGUCGUCGAAUCCAUUUAGAACAAGUAAAACUCAAGUCAGUUCCGACUGCAGUCACUUGUUUCAAAAGAGAUUGAUGCCCGUCAGGCCGACGACGUUAACUGCAAUCAGCUCCAGAGGUGUGAAAAGCACAACGAACUUCAAACCAUCAAAGAACGAAAGAGCACUCGAUAAGACCAAGAAGAACUCGAUAAUCAAAGAGGCUGUUUUAAAGUUGAACAAUACCGGCACUAAUUCUGGCCAGCUUAGUGAUGACCUAGCGAGUACGUUGCUUAAGGAAACAUGUAAAUUUAGUAUCUGUGGUAAGAAUUCAAAGAUAUUUGGCCAUGGUACGGUUGCAAAGGACUUUAAAGCGCUGAACAUUAGUCAAGACUCUAGACAAGCCAAGGAUGACACCAGCAUCCAAGACGAUUAUCAAGCUAGUAGUUUCCAACGGGCACGCAGUAAUACAAUGCCAAGCUUAAAAAGAGGGCCUGGUCCAGGUGGAGGUAGUAGUAACAAUAGCAACAAUAAUAACAGCAGCAACAACAACAAUAACAACAACACUAACAAUAAUAAUAAUAGUCAAUUGGAAAUUACUGGUUCAACUGGCGGUCAACCUUCAACUUCAAAUACAUGUUCAGCACAAGCACGAAUAUCUCCACCAUCGUGCGAUGUCACUAUUGAUGAGCUUGCCAGCUACUUCGAGGAGUUUGUUCAUAUUCCAAAGAAGAUGUCACACAUGGCAGAGAUGAUGAAAGAAUAUUCAACGAUGUACAACAAUACUUCGUGUUUUACGAAUUACAGGAAAAGAAUCAAACGAUCAAGCUUUCGGUGGAAACUUGUCACCAAGCCGAGAGACGCAGUGUUCGUGAGAAGUUCCAAGUAUAAUUUAAAAAUAGGAAAUCGUACGCAACCACACCACCGAGUGUUAUUAAUUCAUACAUCAAAAGAUAUAGGUGAAACUGUCGCACGAUUUCACGACGAUCGAGCGGUAAAAAUAGUUAUUUAAUAGUAAUAAAAAUAGGACUAAUCAAGUUGUGAACUUAUCCUGCUUUGACAAUUAUGACGACAAAUAUUAAAUAUUAAAUAUUACAAUAGGCUACGAAAAGUUUAGCUGGAAUUCCUAAAAUCUUAAUAUCCUAUGCAUCCAUUCGUGGCAGCGAAUGGUCGAAAAUCGAUAGCCUCGCAUAA